Molecule: messenger RNA, 4258 nt
Organism: Liolophura sinensis
Lineage: Eukaryota; Metazoa; Mollusca; Polyplacophora; Chitonida; Chitonidae
Product: protein tyrosine phosphatase domain-containing protein 1-like
Exons: 15
Coding region: 66-1889 (607 amino acids)
Biological process (GO): cilium assembly; protein dephosphorylation
Molecular function (GO): protein tyrosine phosphatase activity
Source: RefSeq, a predicted model, not a curated record
CAGAAAUAGUAGAACGGAAGAAAGCAGAGGAUAAUUUUGGUGGGUAGAAAAGUUUGCUCGUCACAAUGAAAUCCCACAUGGACCCAGAUGAAUGUGGUCAUCCAGGACUGGAAGACAUUCAGUGGGAAGAUGACAUCAUGAAGUCUGUUAGUGGUCGGGCUGCUGGUGCAAAGUAUUCCAAAUUUUCUGAAGGUGCAAGGCAUCUGCUGUCUGAGGAAAAGCAGUGUGCCCUAUUCUGCAGAGGUAAAAAGUGCAAGUACUGUACAGCUGACAGUUGGACCGACGACCAAAAGGCUAUUAAAGGACUGUAUUCUCACUGGGUGACAGAUAAUAUACUAGCCAUGGCCAGGCCAAGUACACAGGGAAUUGAAACUUACAAAAUAAUCGACCAGUUUAAAGAAGCGGGUAUCAAGUCUGUGAUAAACAUCCAGAAACCAGGAGAACAUGCAAGUUGUGGGGAGCAUCUAGAUGAGAGUGGCUUCUCCUAUAACCCUCAGCUUUUCAUGGACAAUGAUGUGUUUUUCUACAACUUUGGCUGGCCUGACUAUGGGGUGGCCUCACUGAGCACAAUCCUGAACAUGGUGAAAGUCAUGCAGUUUGCUGUCAUGCAAGGAAAGGUGGCCAUCCAUUGCCAUGCAGGAUUAGGGAGAACAGGUGUGCUGAUUUCCUGUUAUCUAGUCUUCACCAACAGAAUGAAUCCCAAUGAAGCUAUUCAUUAUGUCCGCAGUAAACGUCCUAAUGCCAUUCAGACCAGUACUCAGGUCCAGUGUGUCCAGGAGUUUGGGCAAUAUCUCACCCCACUAAGGGUGGUCUUUGCAUCACGCUCUUUGCUUGUCCAGGAAAGUUUUCUGCCAGUCUCCAAAGAAGCACAUGAGUUCACUUUCAAUCAGUUUCUAAAUCGACAGAGACAUAUACUUCAUGGUUAUGAGUCAAGGAGAUUGAAAUACUUACCAAAGAUUAUAUUUGUGGUCUGUGAACGCCUGUUAGAGCUGAGUGGCUGCCAACAUGUGAUUUCACGCUCGAGCACCCCGUCCAGUGUAACAUCAGAAAUCCGAAAAACCAAGCCUGUUGCAGCAUCAGGAUUACAAAGCGAUGUCCUUCACCUUCCUGUCUCUCUUCAUAAGAGCCACAGCAUGUUGGAGCUGACAGAAAAGGGACUGUCACCAGGCCUUUCCCACUCCAAGUCGGAUCAACAGCUCAACAAAAUCGACCCCGAUCAGCCUUUCACAAACGGGUACUGUGAGGAUGAUGACACGGAAAAGGACGAUGUCAGUUUACCAAUCCUUGAGACAGGGGCACCCUUGGAGUCAGGGAAGCCAGGGAUUGCAGCCAGGAAUGAGGUUGCGGAGGCCUUGGCUGUAGGUGUUUAUGACACAGCUGCUGUGAAAGAAAAACUCAUUGAAUUAGAGGAGGAACUGAACGCUUCUGACAAAGCCUGGCAGCAACUGUCCGAGGAGAAUGACCCUCUGGUUCUGAGCGGUUUGCUCUGGGACUGGCUUAACCAUCUUAAGGAACCUGUUCUGAGAGCACAGGACAUCAGCACGCUCCUAGAUCAUGUGGAUGAUCCUGAUGUUGGUUUGAAGAGACUGGAAAAGGGUAUUUGUGUGACUGUGGAGUACUUGAUGAAGGUUUUAGUUCACCUUCAGCCCCUCGAGGAGGAGUUGGAGGAUCGGGUCUUUGAGAUUCUGCUGUCACACCUGACCCACAAGACUGUGCGACAUGAUCCAGUCCUCUCUCCCACGCCACACAAGCCCGACCACUGGGGAGAGCUGAAGGGCAGUGCUGCCAAAAAGCUAUUCCACUUCUUUUACAAACUGCUUGACCUGGUGGAACAACGCCAGGUGAAGCCACAACACUCGUCCCAAUCUGUGCCUGCCAACGGGCAUUAGCCCCACCAUGCCUGGCCAGGAGCACCACUUCAUGACCGUCCACAGACUUUCAACCAUUUCAUGACAGAACAUAAAUACUGAAGGUUGAUGUCCUUUCGUUUUCCUUGAUGGUUUGCAUUACUCAUUAUCUUAGUCUGAACUUGUGAUAUUUUCAAGUAGUAGAAUUGUUGAUUUGGGGCAGUGGGAAAGGGACUUUCUUUGCCAUCACCUUGAAAAUGACGAAGAAUUAGAUAUUUUUUGUUCAAGUCUUUGAGUAAAUGUAGUCUCUGUAUAAUCUCGGUAUGCAUUCCCCAUGAGAGAGCUUAAUUAAGAAUUCAUGUUUUCAGGUUUUGUUUCAGGUUUGAAUUCAUGGAUUGUUUUGUUAGAAACUGUAUUGUCAUGACUUUGUUUAUUUUGUACUUUUGGAUUAUUCUCUCCUCAAGGAACUCUAUAUCAAUUAAGUCACCAGUUCAGAACUUACCACUGCUCAUUUGUCAUCACAUUGCAGCACUUACCAUAAGUUUUUAUGCUUGCAUUAUUACCUUGAUUUGUUCCCCCGUGACAAACCUUCAGGUACAAACUUGUAUGCUACUGUCACCAUAUUCUCUCAUUUAACUGAAAUUUGCCUACAUCUCAUUGAGCAUUACAGAAGUUUAGGUUUAAGUAAUUAAGUAAUGCAUGCAUUAAGUAAUUCUGGAACUCGACUGCAUUUCCAGCCUGCUUUUCAGUGACUAAGUGUUUACAUACAUGUAUGUGGCAGGUUACUCAUUGUACAACUGUAACUAGAAACUAAAUAGCACUUCAGGAGUGAUCAGUCAUUAGUUACAUCAUUGUACAUGUACAUCACAAGUCACUAGAAUGAUGGUCUUAGUUUGCACUCCCUACAUUUAGCAUGCAUGAUGCUCUUAACAUUUUAGUAUUGUUACUGUGGACUGCAUGCAUUUUAGCAUUGUUACUAUGGACUGCAUGCAUUUUAGCAUUAUUUAGCCUAAACAUGAUCUAUUUUAGCUGUUAUUUUAUUUGUUACUCCAUGAGUUUAUGAGUAAGGCAGAAAUUUUGUGCAAUAUCUACAUGUACAAUAACCCACAAAGGGCACCAAAACUUCAGGUAUUAAAUAUGAACAGCCAUUUUUCAGAAAACAGUUUACAAGCAUCACAUACUGAGUUAUCCACAUGCUUUGGUUUUUCACAGGAUAGUGGAUUAAAUGGUCAUAUUUUUUCACCAUGAUAAAUUUUGACCUUAAUUUGUUUUUAAAAUGGCAAAAUUAAAAUUGGAUUCUCACUUCUUUUGCUCAUUAUCUAGACAUUCUAAAGGCUGUGUAUUCCUUUCAUUUCAAGCUUGUUACAUUGCAAUACUGUCAUGUAAAUAAGUUGUACAAGUAAUAAUUUUUAUUUUGUUUAAUCUGUUGUGCUGUGUUUUGAGUAUGAAUUUAUAUAUCAGAAGCUACAUUUAUUGAUACAAAGUACAUGUGUUAUAUGUUUUACAUGCAUUAUGUAAUUCUGGAACUGAACUGCUUUUCCAAUAUGAUUUUUUGAGUGAUUUUGUCAUUUAAUGAUUGAAAACGUGGAUUACAGGUGCAAAAAUUUUAGAACCCUAGUUCUUAUCGCAUUAACAGCUUUUACAAGGUUAAUUCUUACAAGGUUAACACUCAAACACUGAUGAAGAAUCCUUGGUUUCAUUAUACAUACAUGUGUACAUGUAUGUCUUUGAAGGCCUAAGGACCGACAAGUACAGCAUAUCCCUGUGUUUUGUCCUUGAAAUGAUGUACGCAAAGUUAAUUUUUGUGCAAGACUUAGUAGGUACAUGUGUGUGGAAGUGAUUUUAAUUUUGGAUUAAUAAGGUAGAAAUGACAUGUUUGUUUUAGAUAAUUGAUCAGAUUGGUAGCAAAACCGGUAGUGUGUAUGUACAAUGGGCAUUUGUAUUGUAGAUUUUACAAUAAUUGUGAUAUGUAUAAAGCAAUAUUCUAGUAUGUUGUGUUAGAUUUAUUUUUACCUAUUUAUUUCAUAUAUACACACAUAGGUUGUGAUCCUGAGAUAAAUCCUUUGCAGAUAGUAAUAUAUUUCAAGCAUCUUUUCUAAAGUCAGUUAAAAGGUGUUCUUUGUCAACAAAAUAUAGCAAAUCAACUACAUGUACAUCCUUCAGAAAAAUUAAUGACGGUCUCACACAAGUAUAUGAUACUUUAAAUAUACACAUCAUAUAGGUGUUAGUUAUCUGAAUAAAUUUUAUGAAACCAUAGUAAAAGAGAAUAGGUUCAUCUGUUAAUCUUUUUAAGGUAUGUAUAUGUCAUUUUCUAAUGUUAAUAUGCUGCUAAUACAUUAGUCAUUUAUUCCGUCCCUUUUACAACAGAUUGAUGAUGCUUUUGCUCGAUAUUUCCGAUCUCAUAAAUAAAG